AUGUCCACCAUGGUCGGCGACGCCGGCGCAAAGCCAGCAGCAGCCUCAACAGCCGCCAAGCCGUUGGGCAUGAGAAAGAAUGGCAAACAAUGGCAUGCGCCAAAGAAGGCCUUCCGCCCGGGCUCAGGUCUGACAUCGUACGCGAAACGGGCCCAGGACAGGGUUGCGCGAAUAGCAGUAAAGGCGAAAGAGAAGGAGAUGAAGGAUGAGAAGGAGGCGGAAAGACAGGAACGGAUAACGAAACUGAAGGAGAAGCGCGCGGCUAAGGAGGAGAAGGAGAGAUAUGAGAAACUGGCUGAGAAGAUGCACAAGAAGCGGGUCGAGAGGCUGAAGAGGAAGGAGAAGAGGAACAAGCUCCUCAACUCUUGA
Diaporthe citri is the source of this 369-nucleotide messenger RNA. RefSeq lists its product as uncharacterized. Bases 1 to 369 code for a protein of 122 amino acids. The record is from RefSeq and is a predicted model, not a curated record. Lineage: Eukaryota; Fungi; Ascomycota; Sordariomycetes; Diaporthales; Diaporthaceae. The transcript is spliced from 3 exons.